Daphnia pulex (common water flea) is the source of this 2703-nucleotide messenger RNA. It is a transcript of the gene IKKbeta, whose product is annotated as inhibitor of nuclear factor kappa-B kinase subunit alpha-like. The transcript has 10 exons. Gene Ontology annotation, molecular function: ATP binding; IkappaB kinase activity. Gene Ontology annotation, biological process: peptidyl-serine phosphorylation; positive regulation of transcription by RNA polymerase II; tumor necrosis factor-mediated signaling pathway. Lineage: Eukaryota; Metazoa; Arthropoda; Branchiopoda; Diplostraca; Daphniidae. Bases 247 to 2547 code for a protein of 766 amino acids. The record is from RefSeq and is a predicted model, not a curated record. Gene Ontology annotation, cellular component: IkappaB kinase complex; cytoplasm.
CAACACCUGUCCUAGAAAAUGGUUAAAAAAUUUACAUGAUUUCGUACCUUGUUGACAUUGAAAACCUGGCAACGUUGUGAAGCAAACUCGUGAAGCAAGAGAAAAUAACAACAUCUUAGAAUUUCACAAUACUUGAUUAAUUUCUGACUAUGGGAUUAUUAUUAUUGAGAAAUCUGGAUUGCUAAUGGGCCAAGAGAUUAUUCCUGUUUUCCACAUUUGAUUUCAUUAAUGGGAAACAGUUAAGAAAUGGAUCAGGCAGAGAACAAAAUGGAGAAACUUGAAUUUGGAGAAUGGAAACUCGAACGCCUCCUGGGGUCUGGUGCUUUUGGUAAAGUACUCUUGAUGAUAAAUAGACUUACAGGAGAAAAAAUUGCCGUCAAAAAGAUCCAUCGAGAUUCUCCCUUUGUCGCCGAUAACAACUGGGACAAAGAACUGGACAUUCUCCAUCAUUUAAAACAUCCAGGAAUAGUUGCUUCUCUACCAGUUCCUCCAGAUCUUAGAUCUUUAAGUUGUGAUGCACCCAUUCUCUGUAUGGAAUACUGCAAUGGAGGGGAUCUUCGUCAAGUACUCAACAAACCAGCCAAUUGUUGUGGAAUUCCUGAAAAGGAUGUUGUAGACAUCUUACGUGAUAUUUCCAGUGCUGUUGUAUACCUUCAUUCAGUCAAGGUAGUACAUAGGGAUAUAAAACCAGAGAAUGUGGUCAUUCAACAGACGGAGGAAAAGAAAUUUUACAAACUGAUUGAUUUGGGCAUGGCAAAAAAUUUGAACAAACAAAGUCUAUGCCAUACAUUAGUCGGAACGUUGCAGUAUUUGGCUCCCGAGCUUUUUAGCUGCGAGAAGUACAACAAUACCGUUGAUUAUUGGAGUUUGGGAGUCGUCAUCCACGAGUGUAUUACAGGAGUUCGACCAUUUCUCCCUGGCCAGCCCCCUGUUGUUUGGAUGCAGCACGCGGAACGGAAAACGCACAGUGAUAUUUGCAUUUAUUCACACCCAAGCGGUGAAAUUGUUUUCUCCCAAAAGUUAUUCAAGGAAAAUCAUUUGAGCAGUGUCGUGCAAGCGCAAAUGGAAGAGUGGUUGAAAUUGAUGUUGGAGUGGAACCCUGCUAUGCGAGGUCGUCAUUGGGUACCUGAUGCUAGUCGUCCACCAGGACCUAUCGUGGCUUUCGGCUUAUUGGAAAAGGUUCUAACUACUGAGGUUGUAUCCAUUUUCUGGGUCGAGGGCCUUGCUCUGUUAUCCUACACCGUCAGCGACGACGUUACCAUGGAGACUUUUCACGAGUGGAUCGAACGGGACACCGGCAUCAGCCCCCGAUAUCAAUUGUUGGUUCUCCCAAGAGGAUAUGCGUCGGAUUCGGGGAAAAACGCUAGGCAAUUUUUCGGCAGUGAGGAGCUCGGGAAUGUUUGCCUAUUCUCCAAGUUUAACGACGGAUCGGAAUGCAAGUUGACGCAAGUAUAUCCGGAAUUCCUGGAGACUAUGCUAGCGAAUCCAAGAGAGGAAUUCGAGUACCGAAUUCAGAAACGAAUGUGGGCCCAGUCUGUCUUCUUUAUCAAUCAUCAGGCGACACUUUACCGAAAGCUGAAUCACGCUCUGAAAAUUCAUUCAACGUACAUGACGGUGAGAGCGUCACUGUUGAAACAACAAACUGAUUUUAUCAAUGGGGCCCUUCGUCACGCCGUUUCACGUCACGAUCUUUUCACCAGCAGCUUGAAACAAGACCAGUAUAAUUACAAGUUGCAAGCUCAAAGAGGAGGACUGCGUAAUGAUUUAUAUCGAUCCAGAAACCACUUAUUAGUUUUUAUUUUAACUUUGUUGAUUUUUAUUGCUUCAACAGCCUCUUGUACUUUGCUUGAAAAGUGGAACAAAGAAGAAGUUACUUUAAGCAACAAGUUGGCUGAAUUGCAAUCGAGAUGCACCACGUUGGAACAAGUGGUUCAGCGCACGGUAUCUGGCGUAGCCGAAGCUGCUAAAUUGGCUGGGGUUUUCCUAGCCAAACCCUCCGUCGCCUUGGAUAACUGUAGCCAAUUAGCUCUUGAACUUUAUAGUGACCUCCAGAAGCGUUCGGCAGAGCAGAAACAGCAAAUGGAGAAUAACGUGGCCAUGACUAAAGUCGUGGUAAAGGCAUUUAAAAACCGUAGCCAACUCUUCACCGAUUGUUUCACUCAAAUCAGAGUGGUGGAGAAGGCUUCGGCCGACGUGGACAGCUUUUUACCGCAGCUAAUUGUUCUGAAGAAUGAAAUAGAUCAGUUUCAGGAUCAAAUUUUCGUGUUUCAAACCUCACGGCAGAACGAUGUUUGGACCCUGCUCGAACGCGCUGUUACGCUGUGGCAGCGCACGUCCAUGAUAAAUCAACCGCAUGCCGCUAGCGAGCCCAGCCUUCUCAAUAUCCCAAGCUUAAGUCUGAGAGAGGAUGAAGCUCGUGAAUCAAUGGUCGUCAUUCAAGAAAACCAAAGUUUGCGCUACCAAAUUCAGGACACACUCAGCCGAGGAUUGAGCGCAACUUGUAACACGACACCGCAUAGAAUUGAUUGGAAUUUUUUGAAUGACUAGCACAGCGUAAUUGCUGUAUUUUUCAUAUUGUUAUUUGAUUUCAUUUUACAGACUCUAGUUGUUACUUCUUUGCAAUAACUGUAGGUGCCUUUUUGUGUGUGUUGGCAACCAAAGGAUGUUGGGUUUGUUCUGAUAUAAACUUCUUGUUUUAUCUUC